AGGCUGCGGCGAGUGCGGCGCUGACAGAGACGCGCGCGCCAGCCAGCUCGGACCCUGGGCCGCGGCCGCCAUCACCGCCGCCCGCCCAGUCGCUCCUCAGCCGCUUCCCCUCGCCAUGGAGGCGAGGCCGCCGCCGCCGCCGCGGAGCUCCGAGCCGCGGGCCGGGCGGCGGCCCUGAGGGCGUGUGGCGGGCCGAGACGCCGCCGCGGAGCCGCCGUCCUCGUUCCCAGCGGUCCCGCCCAGCGCCGGACUCGGUCAGCAUGGAUUCCUGGUUCAUUCUUGUUCUGCUUGGCAGUAGUCUGACACGUGUAGGUGCCAACAAUGCAACCACAGUUUCACCUUCAGUAGGCAUUACAAGAUCUAUGAAAACAUCAACAGCAGAGUCAGUCAAAGAAGAGACCAAAGCUUCAAAUACUACUUCUUCAGUAACUUCUCCCUCUGUGGCACCAACAUUCAGCCCCAGUCUAACUCUGGGACCCACCUAUGUAACCACUGUCAAUGCUUCAGACUCUGACAAUGGGACCACAAGAACAGCAAGUACCGGUUCUGUAGUCACUACACUUGCACCGAAUGGAACGUGGCUUCCAGAGAACCAGUUCACAGAUACCAGCACAGAGCCGUGGGAGGGGAAUUCCAGCACUGUGGCCACCACCCCAGAAACUUUCCCUCCUUCAGGUAAUUCUGACUCGAAGGACAGAAGAGAUGAGACGCCAAUUAUUGCAGUGAUGGUGGCCCUGUCCUCUCUGCUAGUGAUCGUGUUUAUUAUCAUAGUUCUGUACAUGUUAAGGUUUAAGAAAUACAAGCAAGCUGGGAGCCAUUCCAAUUCUUUCCGCUUAUCCAAUGGCCGCACUGAGGAUGUGGAACCCCAGAGCGUGCCACUUCUGGCCAGGUCCCCAAGCACCAACAGGAAGUAUCCACCCCUGCCCGUGGACAAGCUGGAAGAGGAGAUUAACCGGAGAAUGGCUGAUGACAAUAAGCUCUUCAGAGAGGAAUUCAACGCUCUCCCUGCUUGUCCUAUCCAAGCCACCUGUGAAGCUGCCUCCAAGGAGGAAAACAAGGAAAAAAAUCGAUAUGUAAACAUCUUGCCUUAUGAUCACUCUAGAGUCCAUCUGACACCGGUUGAAGGAGUUCCAGAUUCUGAUUACAUCAAUGCUUCAUUCAUCAAUGGCUACCAAGAAAAGAACAAAUUCAUUGCUGCACAAGGACCAAAAGAAGAAACAGUGAAUGAUUUCUGGAGGAUGAUCUGGGAACAAAACACAGCCACCAUUGUCAUGGUGACCAACCUGAAGGAGAGAAAGGAGUGUAAGUGUGCCCAGUACUGGCCAGACCAAGGCUGCUGGACCUAUGGGAAUAUCCGUGUGUCGGUAGAGGAUGUGACCGUCCUGGUGGACUACACAGUGCGAAAGUUCUGCAUUCAGCAGGUGGGCGACGUGACCAACAGGAAGCCACAGCGCCUCAUCACUCAGUUCCACUUUACCAGCUGGCCAGACUUUGGGGUGCCUUUCACCCCUAUCGGCAUGCUCAAGUUCCUCAAGAAGGUGAAAGCCUGUAACCCUCAGUAUGCAGGGGCCAUCGUGGUCCACUGCAGUGCGGGUGUAGGGCGUACAGGUACCUUUGUUGUCAUUGAUGCCAUGCUGGACAUGAUGCAUACAGAGCGCAAAGUGGACGUGUAUGGCUUUGUGAGCCGGAUCCGGGCACAGCGCUGCCAGAUGGUGCAAACAGACAUGCAGUACGUCUUCAUAUACCAAGCCCUUCUGGAGCAUUAUCUCUAUGGAGAUACAGAACUAGAAGUGACCUCUCUAGAAACACAUCUGCAGAAAAUUUACAACAAAAUCCCAGGGACCAGCAACAAUGGAUUAGAGGAGGAGUUUAAGAAGUUAACAUCAAUCAAAAUCCAGAAUGACAAGAUGCGGACUGGAAACCUUCCAGCCAACAUGAAGAAGAACCGAGUUUUACAGAUCAUUCCAUAUGAAUUCAACAGAGUGAUCAUUCCAGUUAAGAGGGGUGAGGAGAACACGGACUACGUGAAUGCAUCCUUCAUUGACGGCUACCGACAGAAGGACUCAUACAUCGCCAGCCAGGGUCCUCUUCUCCACACCAUUGAAGACUUCUGGCGAAUGAUCUGGGAGUGGAAAUCCUGCUCUAUCGUCAUGUUAACAGAACUGGAGGAGAGAGGCCAGGAGAAAUGUGCCCAGUACUGGCCCUCUGAUGGAGUGGUGUCCUACGGAGACAUCACAGUGGAGCUGAAGAAAGAGGAGGAAUGUGAGAGCUACACUGUCAGAGACCUCCUGGUCACCAACACCAGGGAGAACAAAGGCCGGCAGAUCCGGCAGUUCCACUUCCACGGCUGGCCUGAAGUGGGCAUCCCCAGCGACGGGAAGGGCAUGAUCAGCAUCAUCGCGGCCGUGCAGAAGCAGCAACAGCAGUCGGGGAACCACCCCAUCACCGUGCACUGCAGCGCAGGGGCAGGACGGACAGGGACCUUCUGUGCCCUAAGCACAGUCCUGGAACGGGUGAAAGCGGAGGGGAUUUUGGAUGUCUUCCAGACCGUCAAGAGCCUGCGGCUACAGAGGCCACACAUGGUCCAGACACUGGAACAGUAUGAGUUCUGCUACAAGGUGGUGCAGGAAUAUAUUGACGCAUUCUCAGAUUAUGCCAACUUCAAGUAAGAGGUGAUGAGAUCGGUGGACAGGAAAAUUGCCUUUAAUAUUUUGUAAUAUUCUGUUUUGUUAAUAUACCCAAAAUUGUGUAUAUAUCUUAUAACUGUUUUAGAAAUUGGUACAUAGGCUUCUAUUACCUAUUAGGUGGAGAUUUUAUAUGUAAAUGUGUUAGCACUGAUAGUCCUUUUUCCAAUGUUUUAUUGGGGAAUUAAAUAGUGUGAUGUUUGGAUUGA
Messenger RNA from Neomonachus schauinslandi (Hawaiian monk seal), 2893 nucleotides. It is a transcript of the gene PTPRA, whose product is annotated as protein tyrosine phosphatase receptor type A. Gene Ontology annotation, biological process: protein dephosphorylation. The coding region runs from base 261 to 2669 and encodes 802 amino acids. The record is from RefSeq and is a predicted model, not a curated record. Gene Ontology annotation, molecular function: protein tyrosine phosphatase activity. The transcript is spliced from 22 exons. NCBI's taxonomy places the organism in Eukaryota, Metazoa, Chordata, Mammalia, Carnivora, Phocidae.